Messenger RNA from Penicillium vulpinum, 498 nucleotides. RefSeq names its product putative integral membrane protein. The coding region runs from base 1 to 498 and encodes 165 amino acids. The record is from RefSeq and is a predicted model, not a curated record. The transcript has a single exon. Lineage: Eukaryota; Fungi; Ascomycota; Eurotiomycetes; Eurotiales; Aspergillaceae.
AUGGCGUCUGGACUAAUUUUUGACUACCGUACACUUCUACGGACCGCCCCACUUAUAACCUCCACCUGUACACUCUGGUACUCUUUCGACCAGGAUUUUUUCCUGAACGUCUUCCUCCACCCCGAUCACCGUACCCGCAGCAAUGAAUUUCUGCCAUCCUAUUUCCGGGCCUUCUUCGGCUACGGUACCGUGCGCGUGCUAGCCCUCCUCACGCUGACCUUGACGGGAGGCGGAUACAAUAUCUUGACGGAGCGGCGGUCGGCAUUGGGUAGCUCAGCUUCCCUACCUUGGUAUACUGCUGGCACGAUAUUGGCCGCUAGCCACCUUCUAUUUGUGCCGGCUAUUGCGCCUAAGGUCCAGGCUGUGAUCGAGGAUACAUCGAAGGGCUCAUCGACGAAGGACCUUGAGGGCUGGCUGACCGUCCACCGUGUGCGUACGUGGACAGUUGAUCUGGCUUCGUGGGCUUGUUUUGCAGUUGGCAUGUCAAUUGUUGAGUGA